UUUUCCUUGAAGAGAGAGACAGAAAUAUUCUUUGGAGUUGGCGAGAAUAGAAGGAAAAGGAGAAGAAAAGAUCGAUAGAAAAGAAAAUGGCCGCGACGAUUAAUGGAAAUGAAUCACUGGCAACAGAAGUUCGUUUUGCGCCUGUAACUUCGGAGAAAAAGGUUCGGAAAGAUCUGGAAACUUUGCUUCCCAAGCCAUAUUUGGCAAGAGCAUUGGUAGCUCCUGAUACAGAUAAUCCAAAUGGAACUCCAGGACAUGAGCAUAACAACCUGAGUGUUCUUCAGCAGCAUGUGGCAUUUUUCGACCAAGACAAUAACGGAAUUGUCUAUCCUUGGGAAACUUACACUGGAAUGCGUGCCAUUGGUGUCAAUGUAAUUUUCUCCUUUAUUCUGGCCAUCAUUAUAAAUGUGGGACUCAGUUUCUUAACUCUGCCUGGAUGGAUCCCUUCUCCAUUAUUUCCGAUAUACAUCAGCAAUAUUCAUAAAGCCAAGCACGGUAGUGAUUCUGGAACAUACGACACAGAGGGAAGGUUCAUGCCGGUAAAUUUCGAAAACAUGUUCAGCAAGUAUGCUCAAUCAGUGCCUGACAAGUUCACUCUCAAAGAGCUCUGGAAAAUGACGGAGGGAAAUCGUGUUCCAUUCGAUUUCUUUGGCUGGUUUGCGGCGAAGCUGGAAUGGGGACUUGUGUAUGUUGUCGCAAGGGACCGACAAGGUUUUGUGUCUAAAGAAGCCAUCCGACGAGUUUUUGAUGGAAGUUUGUUUGAGUAUUUGGCGAAGAACAAGCAUUCAUAUCCGGAGUAAAGGCAAUGCUCACUUUUUCUAUUAGUUGGAAAAGCUUAUUAGUGACACCAUUUAAUUGUAACCAAAACCAGAAGUAAAGAAAAAGAACUUGGCACUUUGUCAUGAAAACACAAGUUAUAGUUAAUCAGACAAGUCUACUACUAGGUUAGCUUGUACAAAAGUUGGACACGGAUAUAGUUGGCUUAUGAAUGGAUUUCGAUGAAGUUUCAGAACUUGGCACUGACUAGAAUUAAAGAGUUUUAUAGAAAUCUCAGGUAAUUACUGUACAUUCUUGGUAGUUUAUGUUACAGGAGUCAAUUUUCUUUACGGAAAUAGCUUAUUACUGAUAAACUAAUGGUAUAAGUGAUUGACCAUUGUAAAACUCAUAAAAAGUU
Morus notabilis is the source of this 1174-nucleotide messenger RNA. Its product is annotated as peroxygenase. NCBI's taxonomy places the organism in Eukaryota, Viridiplantae, Streptophyta, Magnoliopsida, Rosales, Moraceae. The transcript is spliced from 7 exons. Gene Ontology annotation, molecular function: calcium ion binding; monooxygenase activity. The coding region runs from base 87 to 800 and encodes 237 amino acids. The record is from RefSeq and is a predicted model, not a curated record.